GCGCUUUGGGGUCCUUAGGGACUAUUAAAGCGCUAUAUAAAUACAGGCCAUUUACCAUUUACCAUAGUGCUUAGCCUUAGCAAUAAGGCACAGUUGGUUUGAAUUAGAUUUGAUUACUGAAGACACUUGUUUGUUAAAUUUGAAAGAUCUAUCCAGCAGGACACCUAGGUCACUAACUGAGUCAGAGAAAGAAGUGGCAAAGGAACCAAAGGUAUCAGCUAAUAGGCCCCUGGGGAUAUGGUUGCCAAACACCACAAUCUCCAUUUUCUUUUCAUUCAGGAUAAGGGAAUUGCCUGAAUGUCAUUCUCUGACUUCUCUCAUGCACUCGAGGAAACAGUGCAACGAAGGAGCAAUGUCGUCAUCAUCUAAUUGAAAAUAUAUUUGUAUAUCAUUGGCAUAGAGGUGAUAAGAAAUGUUAUAUUUUUCAAAGAUUAAGCCUAGGGGGAGCAUAUAUAAUGAGAAUAACAUUGGGCCAAGCACAGAGCCUUGGGGCACACCACAGCAUAAAGAUGCAGUUGAGGAAGAAUAAGUACCCAAGGUAACGGAGAAGGACCUGUUCAAAAGGUAUGAUUUGAACCAGUUAAGGGCUUAACCCCGAAUGCCCACAGUGCAUUCUAACCUCGUUAAUAAAAUAUUAUGGUCAACCAUGUUAAAGGCCGAGGACAAAUCCAAUAAGACCAAUAUAGCAGAAUGCCCUGAAUCAGUAAUUAAGAGAAGAUCAUUAAGGACUCUCAGCAAAGCUGUAUCAGUGCUGUGGCGUGGUUUAAAACCAGAUUGAAAUUUAUCACAGAUGUCAGUAGUAUGAUAAGUAUGAUCAAUCAAUCAAUCAAUCGAUCAAUUUUAAAAAAAAAAAAUUAACAUACUAUGAUAUUUACCCCACAGCAUAUGUUUUAACAAAGUAUUAUGAAUAAAAAUAUGUUAUAAAAGCAAUAAAUUACCCUUUUUUUACCUUUAAAGUGUACUAUUUGCCUGUGGCAGUUCUCUAUUGAUAGGUAUCAUGUUAUGUACACAUGUAAACAAACACACACGUAUAUAUAUGCCUGUGAGGCAUUAGCUGGUGCUACAGCUAAUAUGUCUUUUAAUGUCACACAUUGUGCUGAAUUCAUUUUUACUUUCAUUUUCUUUUUCUGUCUUAGCCAUUCAGCUGAAAGUUUUCAACACUUCUUCAACACUAUACUCUGUUCUACAAGUCACAGCGAAGGUAGGAGAGGCCCCGGUGUCAUUAAGAGAUUUGAUUGGGUAUUACAGUGUCGGCAAUGAAAAUGAACGAAUGGGCUAGAAUGGGCUGCCGGUGCGUGUAUGGUACAGUGCGCAGCGGUGCUUCAAUUGGCCACGAAGUGCGUCGGGCCAGCUGGUUAAUUACCUGUCCACCCCUAAAUUAAGGGAAGCUACGGUACAUGCACAACACGCCCACAGCUCAAACAAGACAAGCCUGUCGCCGUGUUAAAACAACUGUCCACUUGGAUUUUUGCAUUUUGCAGCCACAGGACAAAGACGAAAACCACGCGGAACACGAACUGUUUACUAAGAGAGUGAAGAUGGACAACUGGACAGCGGCUCUGCUCACUGGUGUUGCCUGCAUUGUGGGAUACCUGGUAGUGCGGGUGAAAAAGAUCAGCAGCCUCCGACAGGCGGAGGAAAAAAUCAAGAGAGCCAGAAACAGGAGAGAUGAGAGCUUGCAGCGGGCAGAGCAGGCGGUGCUCCGGUACAAAGAGUCGCAUCCGACAACUGACUCUGCUUUCAUCCUGACGCUCUCCCUGUCUGAGCUGACACAGCAGCUGAAGGAAGGCUCACUGAGCCCAGAGGAUGUGCUUUACUCUUACAUGGAAAAGACUCUGGCUGUAAACAAAAAGCUGAACUGCUGCACUGAAAUUUUGCUGGAGAGUUUGGACCAGCUGAAAACUGUUGGCUCCAACAAGGAUGGUCUCUUGUACGGAGUUCCAGUUAGCAUCAAAGAAAAUAUUGCAUUUAAGGAUCAUGACUGUUCUUGUGGUGUGGUCAUUAACCUGGACCAGCCUGCUGAAAAGGACAGUGUGCUUGUUGAAGUCCUGAAGAAACAAGGAGCUAUUCCCUUUGUGAAAACCAACUUGGCCCAAGCCCUUAUAAGCUAUGACUGCAGUAAUCCUAUCUACGGGCAGACUGUGAACCCUCAUAACCCCCAGAAGACCUCUGGAGGUUCAUCUGGUGGGGAGGCGGCUCUCGUUGGGGGAGGGGGCUCCCUCCUCGGUAUAGGCACUGAUCUCGGUGGCAGUAUCCGUCUUCCGUCUUCAUUCUGUGGAAUCUGUGGUUUCAAGCCAACUGCUCAGCGACUGAGUUUACAGGGUUUUCGUUCAAUUUAUCGAGGACAAAAGUCAGUGGCAUCAUCUGCUGGACCCAUGGCAAGAGAUGUGGACAGCCUGGCUCUGUGCAUGCAGGCACUUCUUUGUGACCACAUGUUUUCUUUGGACCCCACUGUUCCACCAUUACCUUUUAACAUGGAGAUAUACAGAAGCUCCAGACCUCUAAGGAUUGGUUAUUUGGAAAAUGAUGGCUACUUGCAACCGUCUCCAAGCAUGGCCCGAGGCGUCAGAGAGGUCAAAGCUCUGUUAGAGCAAGCAGGGCACACAUUGGUUCCUUACUCUCCACUGAAAAUCAGCCAAAUUGUUCCUGAGCUAUUAAUAAAGGGUGUAUAUGCAGACGGCACUGCCACCCUUCUGCAAAAACUGAAAGGGGGACUUCUGGACCCUUCUCUGAAGCAGCAGGUUUUUACGCACUCGCUCCCUAAGUGGUUUAAGAAAAUCCUUUCCUUCCUACUAAAACCUGUGUCACCUCGUCUUUCUUCCAUCGUGAGUGCUAUUUGUGGAGUUCGUUCUGUUUCCGAUCUGUGGAAGCAACAUGCUGCUGUUGAGGACUACAUUCAAGAGACAAUAGCACAUUGGAGGAGCUGCAAUAUUGAUGUGCUGUUGUCCCCCAUGAUAGGGCCAGCCAGCAGGUUAUUGCACGCUGACAAACUUGCAACUGCUGUCAGUUGCACGAUGCUCUACAAUCUCUUAAAAUUUCCUGCGGGUGUAGUCACUGUUUCCACAGUGACUGCAGAGGAUGAGGAGGAACUAAAGCACUAUAAGGGCUGUUAUCAGGACAGUCUUGACAAGUUCCUCAAAGAGGCAGUGUCCGGUGGUGAGGGUCUACCUGUGGCGGUGCAGUGUGUUGCUCUGCCGUGGCAGGAUGAGCUCUGUCUGCGCUUCAUGAAGGAAGUGGAACAACUGGUCAAAGAAAGCAAGAAGUAAAGCUGCUUUCUUUCUCAGUCUCACAGGAGAGGCUGCAGACUUCAGAGGCAAUGUGUUAACUUGAGUAGAUCCUAUAAAUGAGAGCUAAAUGUUUCAUAAGUAUCAGAGCAUUCUCUUUUUUACAAAUUUUUGUGACUUGACUAUUUGGUAAAGUUUAAAUAAAUUUUAACAGUUAAAAUUCAGGUUAAAGUCAAGGCAGUUUUAUUUCUUCAUGCCAAAAUCCCAUGUAAAU
Molecule: messenger RNA, 3498 nt
Organism: Oreochromis aureus
Lineage: Eukaryota; Metazoa; Chordata; Actinopteri; Cichliformes; Cichlidae
Product: vitamin D3 hydroxylase-associated protein-like
Exons: 15
Coding region: 1398-3266 (622 amino acids)
Biological process (GO): fatty acid catabolic process
Molecular function (GO): fatty acid amide hydrolase activity; amidase activity
Source: RefSeq, a predicted model, not a curated record